UAAAAUUCGAUUGACCCCCCUUCGCUUUGGCUUUCUAGUUCACUUCCAUCUCUCCCUUCAAUCUGAUAUCGCUCAAUCGAUCACUAUCUACUCACAUCUUUUGCUUUCUUAACUCAUCCUUCAUCUAAAGUAGACUUAUUCGGUCUACCGCGAUAUCCACCUGAUUCUCUCAAUCUCAUUCAAUGGCUGAAGUUACCACCCGUGGAGGUGGCCUUCCUCGUUCUGCUUUACGAGGUCGUGGUCGUGGUCGUGGGGGUUCUAACUUUAACGGUACUCCUCAUUCCAACAAUUCUACCAAUGGCUUCACAUCUAAGGUCAACGGACAUCGUCCCUAUCAAGCUCGACCUUCCACCCAUUCGCCUCCAAACGAUGAACCAGAAGAAUUGAAAAUGAUCCGUAAAAAACAUGGUCAAAAAUUAGCCACCAUCAGGGAGUUGUUUCCAACUUGGACUGACGAGGAUUUACUCAUGGCUUUGAAUGAAGCUAGUGGCGAUUUAGAAUUGGCUGCUACUCGUAUAAGUGAAGGCCUCGCAGAACAAUGGGGAUCAGUAAAAAGCAAGAAGGACAAAAAAGUCGUCCCUUCGGCUACUCAAGCUCUGUCUCAUCCUCGUGCCCAGAACUCUGGGGGCGUGAACAAUGUUGGCUCAGGUGCACGUGGUCGAACUGAUACAUCUCGAGGUACAACACGUGGUGGAGGUCGUGGCGCUGCUCCCCGCGGCUCCGGUCGUGGGCAAUGGGCUACAGGCUCUUCACGUCCAUCACCGACCAUU
Melampsora larici-populina 98AG31 is the source of this 770-nucleotide messenger RNA. RefSeq lists its product as uncharacterized. NCBI's taxonomy places the organism in Eukaryota, Fungi, Basidiomycota, Pucciniomycetes, Pucciniales, Melampsoraceae. The record is from RefSeq and is a predicted model, not a curated record. The annotation marks the transcript as partial. Gene Ontology annotation, cellular component: nucleus; cytoplasm. Gene Ontology annotation, molecular function: ubiquitin binding. The transcript is spliced from 3 exons.